Molecule: messenger RNA, 1834 nt
Organism: Anopheles maculipalpis
Lineage: Eukaryota; Metazoa; Arthropoda; Insecta; Diptera; Culicidae
Product: protein bric-a-brac 1-like
Exons: 8
Coding region: 108-1799 (563 amino acids)
Biological process (GO): positive regulation of DNA-templated transcription
Cellular component (GO): nuclear body
Molecular function (GO): protein binding
Source: RefSeq, a predicted model, not a curated record
UAAGAAAGGAAAAAAAAAAAUCGAAGCAUAAUUAACGAGCAUUAAAAGUUGUGAAAGAAAGCCGAACCGCGACGCAACGCUGUUUUGCCCUUUUGCGUACGAAAAAAAUGGAGCUCAGCCAGCUGUACAAGAAGAAGAAAAACCGGUGGUCGAUUUCCAAAAUCGAGCUGCUGAUCGAUCUGUGGGCCGAGCAUUACCGUGAGCUGAAAUCGUGCCGACGGAAUGACCACGUCUUCGUGAAGAUGAAGCACAAGCUGGAGAAGAGCGGCUGCAAGGUGACGGUGGAAGACAUUCGGAUCCGGAUCAAUAACCUUUCCGCCAAGUACAGAAAGGAAUCGAUGCUGACGCUGUCGGGUGGAUCACCGUCCCGCUGGCCACUGUUCAACAAGAUUCACAACAUCCUAAGCAACGAUGCCGGUGGGCUGGAUGAAACGGUCGAAACGCAGGAGGAAAGCAUGGAAGAGACACCGGAGAGCAAAACUAAGGUGUACCAGCUGAAAUGCAACUAUAGACAUGAAAAUAUUGACAACUUUUUCACCGAUUUGUACUUCAAUCCCCGUUACGCGGAUGUAACCUUGGUAACCUGCCACGAUGGAGAAACAUUCGCCAUUCCAGCACAUCGAAUGGUUCUGGGCAAUUUCAGUAUGUAUUUUGCAAACAUUUUUGACAAACUGAACGUACCGCAAAACUCCAACACGUACAUCGUGUUACCGGGCAGCAUAUCGCACCAGACGAUGCAAAUACUGAUGCAGUACAUGUACACCGGUCAAUCGUCCGUGCCCGAGUACAACGUGGAUGAUGUGUUGCGUAGUGGUGAGCUGUUGAAAAUUCGCGGCUUCUGGAGCGAAAGCCGAUCGGGCAGUACACAGCAGCAGCAACAGUCCUCCUCGGGUCUGGGCCACAAACGUCGCGCACCGGGUGCCGAACCUCGCAAGAUGCACUAUCGUCAACCAGGUACCUCCUCAUCACAGGAAAGCAGCGAACCAAACCGUCCGGUUCCGGGCAGAUCAACGCUGACGUCCGAUUUGAAGUCGGAGCUGGCUUCCGAUUCGGGCACUUCCGCCCUCGACUCGUUGGAUGAACAGAAACGGCUUGCAAUAGCGGCGAUCCAGCGCGAUCUACACGCCAGUUCGAUGCGUGCGAUGGCGCACGGUGCGGCGGCACUGUUCAGCAGCAGUCUCUCCGACGUGAAGCGAGAACCAACGGAAUGGGACGAUUUGGAUGAUGAUAACGACUCGGACGGAGAUGUUAUGAUACUCCCGGAGGAGGUGGUCAAAUCGAAGCUGGCCUCCGAUGGAAAAGCUAAGGCACAAACCUCACAGACAUCGAUCGAACAUUACUCACUACAGCAGCAACAGCAGCAACAACCUUCUGGAUUAUUGGUCGGAGCAGGCCCGGCAAACGAUCGGCAACAGCAGCAGCAGCUGCUGCAGCAGGAACAAUCGCACUCAUCGCACCAGCAACAGCCAAUAGAACCUGCGCUGAACUGUGACCUGUGCAGCUCGUGCUUUACCAACACGGACGAUCUGCUGCAGCACAUCAUCAGCACGCACGGGGACGCCCCGGAAGUGCUACGCAAGCGGAGCCGAAUGGCAGAAGAAGAAACGCCACUAAACAACAUGCGUUGCGACUUUUGCGGGAAGUUCUUCACGUCAGCGGUUGACUGGGCCCAACAUGUACUGCAGGUGCACAACGAUCGUACCGCCGAGUUACAGCAACAGAUGGCCCAGUUUUCCGAAGAGUUGAUGCCCAGUAUUAGCAAAAUUCGUUCCAUUGCAUCAUCUAGCUCGGCUGACUAAUAAUGAUACUCACACGAUUAACGGGCCCUGCAGAU